This is a messenger RNA of Colletotrichum fioriniae, 624 nucleotides long. The record is from RefSeq and is a predicted model, not a curated record. NCBI's taxonomy places the organism in Eukaryota, Fungi, Ascomycota, Sordariomycetes, Glomerellales, Glomerellaceae.
AUGCCCAAGUUCUACCCUGAGCUCACAAAGUCUGGUGUUCCCGAGUUGAAGGUGCCAAUCUUUCCCGUGAUUUUCACGAAGCCUAGCGAUGCUUUGGCGGGGCCGUUCGACGAUAUCAAAGUACAUCCAGACGCUCAAGCCCAACUCGACUACGAAGGAGAGCUCGUGGUCAUCAUCAGCCGUGAUGCCAAAGAUGUCAAGGAAGAUCAGGCUCUAGAUUACGUGCUGGGAUACACAGCUGGGAACGACGUGUCUGCAAGGAACUUCCAACUGCCAGAUGCCUCUGGUGGACAAUUCUGUUAUGCGAAAUCUUUUGAUGGUUUCGCACCUGUAGGCCCCGCAAUUUGGUCAACAGAGUCGGUGCCAGAUCCCCAAAAGCUUCAUCUCAAGACCAUCGUCAAUGGGGAGGUGGUCCAAGAGACCGACACAGCUGACAUGAUUUGGUCGGUAGCCCAGAUCAUUGCCCACCUCUCUCGAGGCACGACUUUGCGGAGGGGAACGGUGAUUAUGACGGGCACUCCCUCUAGGGUCGGUUAUUUUCGAGGCGCCUUCCUCAAGGACAGUGACUUAGUAGAAGUAGAGAUCUCUGGACUGGGGAGAGUCGCGAAUCGGAUCGUCUUUUGA